AUUUCCAACUGGUUCUGCUCCAUAUUCUGUUGGUAUAGCUGAUUUUGAUAAUGACAAUCAAUUGGAUAUUGUUGUUACAUAUUCUGAAACUGAUAAUAUUGUUAUUCUUCUAGGUGAUGGUAAUGGUAUGUUUACAAUUAGAGCAACAUAUUCAACUGGUACUCGUUCUCAACCAUCUACAGUAGCUGUAGGUGAUUUCGAUAAUAAUAAAAAUUUAGACAUUGCCAUUGCAAAUUCUGGCACUAAUUCUAUACUUCUUCUCUAUGGAUCUGGAAAUGGAUUUUUUGAAAACAAAACUUCAUAUGCUCUUGGCUAUGGAUAUCAUCCUUACUCGAUUGCAAUCAAAGAUUUAAAUCAAGACAACUGGAUGGACAUUGUCAUUGCAUGUUCUGGCACAAAUCAUGUAGAAACUCUCAUCAAAAUGUGUUACUAUCACUGA
Messenger RNA from Rotaria sordida, 439 nucleotides. Lineage: Eukaryota; Metazoa; Rotifera; Eurotatoria; Philodinida; Philodinidae. The record is from the annotation of a GenBank genome assembly.